GAGAUCAAAGCUUGGAUUGAUCAAUGUAGAGAUACCCAUCAAGUCUGCAGUACAUCUGCAAAUGAGGGUACAUCUAGGCCAAAACGCUUGCUAAGGCUUGAUAAAGACAUUUGCCUGGCUUCGCCUACGGAACCAGUCCGUUUCGCUGCGCUGAGUUACUGCUGGGGCACAAACAAGCAGCCGAUCACGACGAACGCGAACCUGACGACUCGUUAUGGAUAUCUUGAGUUCUCGAAUCUUCCAAAAACACUAAAGGACGCCAUCUUCGUCUGUCGCGGGCUCGGCUUGAGCUACAUCUGGAUCGACUCUCUUUGUAUCGUACAAGAUGACGGAGAAGAGUGGGCCACCGAAGCUGCUAAGAUGGCAGACAUAUACUCAAGCGCGCACGUCGUCCUCGCGGCUUCGCUGGCGGCAGAUGCCACGCAGGGUUUUCUUCAUCCACGUCACCGCCCAUUUGAGAUAGUUCGGCGUGCACACACUGUGCGAGCGAAUCUUGAUCAUCUGCCGCUUUCCAGAAGAGGAUGGGCAAUGCAGGAGGGCGUAUUGGCCACACGAAUUGUUCACUUUUGCCCCGACGAGGUCCUUUUUCAAUGCAAGACGGGAUCCAGAUGCGAGUGCCAAGGAGAAGAGCCUAAUCAUAUCAUACGCCCCGCAUACAAUCUCGCCACAUGGCCCCCAACAGAUCCGCAAACGCUUCGAGCGCUCUCCUUGGACGAUGGUGCAGGAUACCAAUUUUUCGUGGAGUGGACUAGAGUUGCUCGAGAAUUUAGCUCUCGAAGCCUCUCAUAUGCGAGCGAUGCAUUGCCCGCUCUCUCCGGUAUUGCUCGGCGCACCCAAUCGCUGCAUCCUGGGCAAUACAUUGCAGGCAUGUGGGAGAAAGGCUUUUGUUUUCAGCUAGGCUGGUACCUGAACUCGAGAACGGAGUCAGCAAAGAUCGUUCUUACCAGGCCCACAUUCUCCUGGAUUACUGCUCCAAGAAGUAUAACAUACGCGCUUGCCUAUCAACCCGUUCCAGUAUGUGCUCUGCUCCAUGCUCAGAGCACCCCAGCCACAAUGGAUCCAUUCGGACGCAUCAUCUCUGCCAGUGUCACUCUUCGUGGC
This is a messenger RNA of Macroventuria anomochaeta, 1101 nucleotides long. Its product is annotated as HET-domain-containing protein. The transcript has 2 exons. NCBI's taxonomy places the organism in Eukaryota, Fungi, Ascomycota, Dothideomycetes, Pleosporales, Didymellaceae. The annotation marks the transcript as partial. The record is from RefSeq and is a predicted model, not a curated record.